Molecule: messenger RNA, 2127 nt
Organism: Danio aesculapii
Lineage: Eukaryota; Metazoa; Chordata; Actinopteri; Cypriniformes; Danionidae
Exons: 2
Source: RefSeq, a predicted model, not a curated record
CUUCAUUAAAACUUUACUUUUUAAAAUUACUUUUGUUUUAUAUUUUCUUUUCAUAACUAUAAUGUACUGUAUAUAGUUUUGGUAGAGAAGUUUUCUAUGCGGAACCAUGUUAGCAAACGUUUUAUGGAGAGCACAUAUUCGUGAUGCACACAGUAACUCAUGCGGUGUGUGGGCAGGCAGCGCCAUCUUCAGUGUUGAAUCCGCCGCUGACUGAGUUGGUUGCAUGCUCUCUCGCUCUGCUAAUGCGAGCCUGAGUGAAAAAGAGAGAGACAAGUUUUUCAUCAUGUUAACUGUGCUCUGUGUUUUUGCAGGUAUGUUUACUAUGUUUUAAGUGAUGUUUGAAAUCUGUGUUUUACACGAGUUGUGUAAAAUGAGGUCUGUUUGCAAAGCAGUUUAAUUUUGCGGAUAUUAAUGUAUUUUAUUUUAUAUUGUAAUUUAAAUGUAUGCUUGUGUAUCAUUUUUGGUGUUUGACACUAUUUUUCAUCCUAUUGUUCACUAAUUUAGUGACCAGUGAAACAUUAUAUUCCUUUUACAAGUUAUCUGAUGUAUACUACAAUGUUUGGUCUUGACUGAUAAUAUUUGUGGUCUAUUUAAUUGUAUUUUCUUUUACCUUUUGUUUUUGUCAAUUUGUUUGUUAUUAUUAAUUAUUAAUUCAGUGUUGAAUCCGCCGCUGACUGAGUUGGUUGCAUGCUCUCUCGCUCUGCUAAUGCGAGCCUGAGUGAAAAAGAGAGAGACAAGUUUUUCAUCAUGUUAACUGUGCUCUGUGUUUUUGCAGAAUAAAUCCAAUUUGAGACCUCCAACGUUGCUGUCGUCUUAUAAAAAAAAAAAAACCACACAACCAGAGUAAAACUGCUACAUUAAAAUGGUGCCGUGACCUACUGGAUCAACAGAGUCAGCUGCUGCCGACCACCGGAGUUGUUCUACGUGUUCGAGUGCUGUAAGUGGAGGCUGAAGAAUCCGUUCACCACUGUUCCAGUUGCUGCUUCGUAAAAGAGACUGAAAGGGAAUAAAGGGACUAUUCUGCGGUUUGAUACUGACGAACUCUUGGUUUCUCCUCAUCUAAUUUGUUUGACAUUUUCUGAGGUUAGUUAUCCUUUGUGCUUAUUUUGUUGUAAAAUCAUACCAUGGCUGGGGUAAGAAAAGACUCUGAGUUUAUGACACCAUACCUUGGGAGGGGUAGAGGGCUGUUGGGUGUAGAAAUUCCUAUCGCUGGUAAACCUAGAGCGUUAAUUUAUAGUCCUCAAUCACACGAUAGUCCAACAAGCCAACCUGCUGGUCCGACUGCCUCUACGCCUAGUAAUGCUGAUGAGAAUGUUGCACAACAGUUACGUGACCUUAUUGGUGAAUUAGGCAGUCAAAUAGGCGAUUCCAUUGUCAACCGGCUGUUAGUUAGCCAAACUCCAGUUGCCCCUUCUAGCUCAGUCACUUUCAAUGGUGUUGUCCCUGAAUCCACUAAUGCAGGCCAUAGUCUUGCCAAUGUCAGUCUAAUUGUUAAGCCAGACAUCAGAGAACCUCCUAUGUUCAGAGGUGACGAUUCAGACAAGUGCACGAUUCAGGAAUGGAUAGAGCUGAUGGAAUUGUAUCUCCACAAAGCAGAUUGCUCUAACAAAGAUCAGGUAGAUGAGAUACUGAGCCAUCUGCUAGGCAGGGCUAAAAAUAUCGUUAAAGUUAAACUAAAGUGCAACCCUGAUGAAGCCAUCUCCCCUGAAACCAUCUAUGAUGUGUUAAGACGUUAUUUCAGUGAACAUCCUGGAUCCUGUCAACCUCUAGCUGACUUUUAUGCGACACAACCCAAAGCAAAUGAGUGCCCUGUUGACUACUGGGUUAGAUUAAAUACAGCUGCUGAGUUAGCAGACAGUCACUUGCAGAGACAAGGCGCAAGGAUAAAAAACAUGAGUUCUGAGAUUUCUAUGAUGUUUAUCAGGAAUUGCCCAGACCCAGGCCUUUCUAGUGUCUUUAGGUGUAAACCUAUAAGUAAAUGGACUAUCACUGAAAUCCAGGAAGCUAUAGAUGAGCACCACAGAGAUGUUCAGUCUAAGACACUGCCUGUCACUCAUGUAGUUAAGUCUGUUCACGUCGCUACAGCCAAAGUAUUGUCCAGUCCACACACUGUUCCUGGAGGGGAGA